Molecule: messenger RNA, 800 nt
Organism: Lotus japonicus
Lineage: Eukaryota; Viridiplantae; Streptophyta; Magnoliopsida; Fabales; Fabaceae
Product: non-specific lipid transfer protein GPI-anchored 5-like
Exons: 3
Coding region: 161-733 (190 amino acids)
Biological process (GO): lipid transport
Molecular function (GO): lipid binding
Source: RefSeq, a predicted model, not a curated record
CUCUUUAAUUCACACUUCUUUUUGUCGCUAUAAGCAAUUCUCUAGUGUCUUUUCCACCCCGCAAAAGAUCCAAAGAAACCCAUCAAUGAUCAGCACUUAAAUAUUGACAUUUGAUCAUACACCUUAAAGCAGAAUAUCAGAUAGAAAUAGCACCACCGCAAUGGCACCAAGAAGGAUUGAAAUGCAGCUGAGCACGUUCCUUCUUGUGGUGGUGGCUCUUUGUGUAUCCACCACAGUGGCUCAAUCUCAAUCACCUGAAUCAAGUGCUUGCACCGAUGUGCUCAUAAGCCUCUCUCCCUGCCUUGACUACAUAACAGGAAGUGCCUCCACCCCUUCUUCUGGUUGCUGCUCACAACUUUCCUUUGUGGUGAAGUCACAGCCACAGUGUCUUUGUGAAGUUGUUAAUGGUGGUGCCUCUUCUAUUGCUGCUAGUCUCAACAUCAAUCAGACUCAGGCUUUGACACUCCCUAGUGCUUGUAACGUGCAGACACCUCCUAUUACCACCACCUGCACUGGCUCAGCUUCUUCUUCAACAUCCCCAACAGGUGUUUCUGUUUCCAACUUCCCAAAUUCCCCAUCAGGAUCUAGUACUGUUUCAUCAUGGACAGGAGGCAGUGGAAUUGUCAGGGGAUCAUAUCAUGAAAAUUCAAGCUCCACAAAGUUACAAUGUUCUUUGCUUGUUCUGUUUCUCUUUGCAACGACUUUGAUUUUCAACUUCAUGAUCACCACCUAGGCUUCAUCGCUGCACAUAUGUAAUUAAAAAACUUAUUAUAUUAUCUGAAUUUAUAGCUUCUAGCUCA